UGUACAAACUGUGGCACGACAACUACACCAUUAUGGCGUCGCAAUCCAGCUGGACAACCACUAUGUAACGCAUGUGGCUUGUUUUUGAAACUUCAUGGUGUUGUCCGGCCUCUCAGUCUCAAGACUGAUAUUAUUAAGAAACGCAAUCGA
Messenger RNA from Zychaea mexicana, 150 nucleotides. RefSeq lists its product as uncharacterized. Gene Ontology annotation, biological process: positive regulation of transcription by RNA polymerase II; negative regulation of transcription by RNA polymerase II. The transcript has a single exon. Gene Ontology annotation, molecular function: RNA polymerase II cis-regulatory region sequence-specific DNA binding; DNA-binding transcription factor activity, RNA polymerase II-specific; zinc ion binding. The annotation marks the transcript as partial. Lineage: Eukaryota; Fungi; Mucoromycota; Mucoromycetes; Mucorales; Lichtheimiaceae. The record is from RefSeq and is a predicted model, not a curated record.